GAAUGUGCAAUGUUAUCUUUCUUAUAGUUGAAGAUGAUGUUAAAAUUGUCUCCCUGGACUUUUCAAGGAACGGUUCCAACUACUUGGUACCAUACUUUACUCUUACAUCUCAUGUAAGGAGAUCCUUGAACUUGAUCCCCUCUCUUUUUUUUUGUGGGAUGAACAGUGGCAUACAACGGUCACGUGUAGGCCGAUGCUGGUUGAGCUUUUUUUUUUGUCAGGCUGUCAAAAUGACUGCGGUUAUCCAACACAAAUGUCACCUCAGCAAUUGCAAAAACUGGUUUUUGUCACCGGGAACAAAAAUAAGCUUCUUGAAGUUCAAGACAUUCUUAAAGGCACUGUCGAUCUUGUUUCUCAUAGCUUAGACUUACCAGAAUUACAAGGUACACCAGAAGAUAUCGCAGCUGAAAAAUGUAAAAUUGCUGCCAAUAUGUUACAAGGCCCAUGCAUUACUGAAGACACAUGUUUGUGCUAUAAUGCCUUGAAUGGCUUGCCAGGACCCUACAUUAAAUGGUUUAUGCAAUCCGUUGGGCAUGAGGGCUUGAACAAACUUCUAGCUGGAUAUGAAGAUAAAUCUGCAUAUGCUCUCUGCACGUUUGCUUUAUCCAAAGGUCCUGGCCAUGAACCCAUCAUUUUUGAUGGCAGAACACCUGGUAAAAUCGUUCCAGCUCGUGGACCUACACACUUUGGCUGGGAUGCUGUAUUCCAGCCUGAUGGAUUUAAUGAAACAUAUGCCGAAAUGGAUAAGGACAUCAAAAACACCAUUUCUCAUAGAUAUAGAGCUUUAGAAAAGUUGAAGGCUUAUCUUGCCUCACAACAGGAGUAACCGAAGUUUUACUCAAACGGCAGACCUCCCUGAUCUGAAUGGCGAUCGUUCAAUUGUGCAACAGCGCGCAACAAUAAAAGAGAAAAU
Messenger RNA from Umbelopsis ramanniana AG, 913 nucleotides. RefSeq lists its product as uncharacterized. Bases 194 to 826 code for a protein of 210 amino acids. The transcript has 8 exons. Gene Ontology annotation, cellular component: cytoplasm. The record is from RefSeq and is a predicted model, not a curated record. Lineage: Eukaryota; Fungi; Mucoromycota; Umbelopsidomycetes; Umbelopsidales; Umbelopsidaceae. Gene Ontology annotation, molecular function: nucleoside triphosphate diphosphatase activity. Gene Ontology annotation, biological process: nucleoside triphosphate catabolic process.